AUAGGAAUGCCAAGUCUUCACCCCCAAUACCCUUCCCCUCUUUCCAUCGCUCUCUGAUUUCCGGCCGCUGCCAUUGUUCAGUGCCACCAUGCCAACCGUCAGCGUUGGAAGAGACCGUCUGUACGAAGCCCUAGGCUGUACUUAUACCUAUGAAGAAUUCGACGAAUUGUGCUUUAAGUUUGGUAUUGAGCUCGAGGAGGCUACAACAGAAAAGGCAAUGCAAAGAAAAGAGAAGCAUCUGGAGGAAGAGGCGACUGAAGAUGAUGGAGAGAUUAUAUACAAAAUUGAAGUUCCAGCAAACAGAUAUGAUUUGCUUUGUCUUGAAGGGCUAGCUCAAGCUCUCCGAAUAUUUGGUGGGCUUGAUCCUAUCCCUACAUAUAAGGUGGCAAAUAUUGGUAAAGAAUCUAUGCUUGAAAUGCGUGUCGGAAAAGAGACAUCCAAGAUCCGCCCAUAUGUUGUGUGCGCUGUCUUAAGAGGUGUAACAUUUGAUGAGGCUAGGUACAAUAGCUUCAUUGAUCUACAAGAUAAGCUGCAUCAGAACAUUUGCAGGCGAAGAACCUUGGUGGCAAUUGGUACCCAUGACCUAGAUACAAUUGAAGGACCUUUCACAUAUGAGGCUUUGCCUCCUUCGGAAAUUAAUUUUGUGCCAUUAAAGCAGACCAGAAACUUCAGAGCUGAUGAGCUGAUGGAAUUUUACAAAUCGGAUUUGAAGUUGAAGAAGUUUCUGCACAUAAUCGAGAAUUCACCAGUGUACCCUGUUAUAUAUGAUUGUAAAAGGACUGUUUUGUCUUUGCCCCCCAUUAUCAACGGUGCACAUUCGGCCAUUACGUUGAAAACAAAGAACGUGUUUAUAGAAUGUACAGCCACAGAUUUGACGAAGGCCAAUGUUGUUUUGAACACAAUGGUAACUAUGUUUUCAGUGUACUGUGAGCGGAAGUUUGAAGUUGAACCAGUUAAAGUAACAUAUCCUGAUGGAAAAUCGUUUGUUUAUCCUGAUCUCUCAAUCUACAAUAUGAAUGUGCCUUUGUCCUACAUCACUGGCAUCAUUGGAGUUCAAUUGCCAGAGAAUGAGGUGGCUAGUUUGUUGCAUAAAAUGCAAUUGCGUGCAGUGGAAUCUGUCUCAGAAAAUGCAGAAGUCAAGUUUGUCGUAUCGGUACCCCCCACAAGAAGUGAUGUCCUUCAUCCUUGUGAUGUAGCAGAGGAUGUUGCAAUUGCUUAUGGCUACAAUGAGAUCCCGAAGAGAAGACCUGCAUCAUUGAAGCCUUUACCUCUCAGUCAAUUUAGUGAUCUAAUUCGGUCGGAGAUUGCAAUGGCUGGUUAUACGGAGGUCCUAACAUGGAUCUUGUGUUCCAAGAGAGAAAUUUCUUCCAUGUUGAACUGUGAAGAGGAUAAGUCUGCUGUAAUCAUUGCUGAUUCUCGUACAUCUGAAUUUGAGGUUGUGCGGACUAAUCUCAUGCCUGGAUUAUUGAGAACCGUUGGACAUAACAAGGACCAUCCAAAGCCUAUGAAGAUUUUUGAGGUUGGUGAUGUAGUCCUGUUAGAUGGCACAAAGGAUGUUGGUGCAGUAAACCGUCGCCACCUUGCUGCUCUGUAUUGCGGCGCUAACUCAGGAUUUGAGCUAAUACAUGGUCUAGUCGACAGAAUCAUGGAAGCAACUGGAACUUCUUUUGUAUCACCUGGGGACUGUGAAGGCUACUACAUAGAAAGAUCAGAGGAGCCUGCAUUUCUUCAGGGAAGACAAGCUAAAAUUGUUUACAAAGGAAAUCGAAUUGGAACAUUCGGAAUUGUGCACCCUAAGGUCCUCAAGGAAUUUGACAUCCCAGAUCCAUGCUCCUUUGUGGAGCUUGACAUGCAGAGUUUCUUGUAAUGUGGUGACAAUUUUGACAGAUGUCUCUCUGUUCGGUAAUUGAGGUAGAAUUUGAAAGAUGAUCCACAUACAUUUUGGUUCGAUUAUUGUAUGACAGGAAACCCUCCUCUCUCAAGCAUCAUGUUUGAUAUAACGGAAAAGAGCCAAAAAUGCCCUUUAACGUAUUGAAAAUGGUUCAAAAAUA
This is a messenger RNA of Nicotiana tabacum (common tobacco), 2051 nucleotides long. Its product is annotated as phenylalanine--tRNA ligase beta subunit, cytoplasmic. Gene Ontology annotation, cellular component: phenylalanine-tRNA ligase complex; cytoplasm. NCBI's taxonomy places the organism in Eukaryota, Viridiplantae, Streptophyta, Magnoliopsida, Solanales, Solanaceae. Gene Ontology annotation, biological process: phenylalanyl-tRNA aminoacylation. Gene Ontology annotation, molecular function: RNA binding; phenylalanine-tRNA ligase activity; ATP binding. The record is from RefSeq and is a predicted model, not a curated record.